Molecule: messenger RNA, 2871 nt
Organism: Salvia miltiorrhiza (redroot sage)
Lineage: Eukaryota; Viridiplantae; Streptophyta; Magnoliopsida; Lamiales; Lamiaceae
Product: putative late blight resistance protein homolog R1A-10
Exons: 2
Coding region: 30-2633 (867 amino acids)
Biological process (GO): defense response to other organism
Molecular function (GO): ADP binding
Source: RefSeq, a predicted model, not a curated record
AUAUCUCCUCAAUUAUUAUCAGAAACAUUAUGUGGCUACCUUUCUUCUACCUUCAGCUCUCACAUUAUUGCCAACUGGAGUUUCUCGAAGCUUAUAACUCCUCUGUUUCCGACGAAGCAGAUCCCUUGGAGAUGCGUAUUGCAGAUGCAGCUUAUGCAGCUGAAGACACCAUCGAAUCUCAUAUCGUGGCCAGGAUUCAGCUGAGCAGAUCCAGAGAAACCAUUUGCAGCCGCUUCCGCAGCUGCUUUCGAGCUGAGGAAGAGAUGAACUUGUUUCAAGAUGUGCAAAAUUUGAUACAAGAAAUGGAUCAGAUCAAGAGUUUGGCGAUGCAGAGGAAUACAGAGAAGGUGGUGCUCCAUGAUACGCGGCGUAGCUUCGUCUCUGCUUCUUCUUCCACUGGGAAGAACAGUAGUGGCAUGGUGGUGUGGUCUGAGGGUGUCGUGAAUGGAAUCUUGGAAAGGCUCGUUUCGGACCAACGCGAACGCCAAGUCAUCCCGAUCACAGGAAUGGGGGGGAUAGGUAAGACCACUCUUGCCAAAACUGUUUAUUCGAAGAAAAUUGUUGAGCAGCGUUUUGAUGUUUGUGCUUGGGCUACUAUUUCUCAACAAUACAACACAUGGGAAAUUCUUUGUGAACUUGUUUCUCAAGCCACUAAAAAAACCAAGGAACAACUGAGUGAAAAGAGUGAAGAUGGACUAGGAUUAGAGCUCCACCAGUAUUUGUCAGGUAGAAGGUUUUUAAUUGUGAUGGAUGAUAUAUGGAGUAUCGAAGCAUGGGAUAGGAUACAACGUUUCUUUCCCGAAAAUGAAAAUCAUAGUCGGAUAUUAGUGACGACUAGGCUGUCCCACUUGAGUUCCCAGUUGAACAACAACUAUAGCCUUCAAAUGGAAUUUUUAGAUGAGGUUAGAAGCUGGGAACUCUUCUCAAAAACUGUGUUUGGGGUUGGAAGUUGCCCUCAUGAGUUAGAGAAAAUUGGAAAGAAAAUAGUAGAGAAUUGCAGAGGACUUCCUUUAUCAAUUGUUGUAGUGGGGGGUAUUUUGAGAAAUAAGGAACACACUCUAGGAGUUUGGGAAUCAAUUAGGAAGAACUUAGCUUCAGAAGUGAAUUUGGAGAAUGAUAAGCAUUGCUUGAAAUUGUUGAAAAUGAGCUAUAGUCAUUUGCCAGUUUAUUUAAAGCCAUGUUUUUUGUAUAUGGGAGUGUUUGAGGAGGAUGAUUCGGUUAGAGUCUCAACACUCGUGAAGCUAUGGGUUUCUGAAGGAUUUUUAAAACCCAUGAAUGGCAAAAGUUUGGAAACUAUAGCCAUAGAGUUCUUAAAGGACUUGGUUGAUAGAAAUCUCAUUCUAGUUGAUAAAGUGGGGUCUACAGGAAACAUAAAAUUCGUCAAAAUUCAUGAUUUGUUGAGGGAUUUAUGCUUGAACCAGAGCAAGAAAGAUGGGUUCUAUCAUGUGAUAGGGCAAUCUAGUCCUCGAGGUAUGAGUAGCCAAUGCCGCGUUGUUAUACCCAGGAACACGCCAAAGAAGAAAGUCCUUGACGACUUGCAAUCUGUGCCACGUGCUCGUUCCAUUAUCAGUGAAUAUGGGAGCGUCCCGCGUAUUAAGAAUUCUGGGUUGCUUAGAACAUUACAUGCAUACAGCAAGUUUCGUUAUGUUGGAUAUGAAAACUUGAUUAAGUCCCUUGCGUCUCAGUAUGUUAACUUGCGCCACCCUGCUUUUGAAGUUGGUAGCAUGUCCUCGAUCUUUACCUCGUUUACUCGCUUCUGGAAUCUGCUCAUAUUGAUUGUUUCUUGUAUUGGGAAGGAGUUCACUGCACCUAUUGAGAUUUGGAGAAUGCCACAACUUAGGCAUAUUGAAAUGACUGAAGGAGGAUUUUAUCUUCCAGAACCUUCGAGUGAUGAUGUCGUCGUCAUGGAGAAUCUACUGGUGCUUAAGGGAAUAGCAAAUUUCAAGUGCAGUGAAGAGGUGGUUAAAAGAAUUCCCAAUAUCAAAAAAUUGAGGAUAGAGUAUUUUGGGAGACGGGGAAUCGAGCAAGAUGAUUAUUAUUGUCUGAACAAUAUCAAACGUCUGUGUAAAUUGGAAUCCCUCUACAUAUCGUGCUGGUAUGAUUUUAGAGCUUCUCUGUAUGCGCUCAAAUUUCCCCAAAGCCUCAAGAAGUUGACUCUUAACAUGAAAAAUGACUUAGAAUGGGAAAAAAUGUUGGAAAAGAUAGGUGCAUUGCCCCUUCUCGAGAAGUUCAAGUUGUGGAAGGGAUGCUUUGGAACGGGCAAGUGGGAAAUGGUUGAAGGCCAAUUCCCUUCCCUCAAAUACUUGGAAUUGGAUUCGUGUCGCAGUUUGGAGCAUUGGACUGCGGAAUCGAACUCCAUCUUUCCACGCCUUGAGAAGCUUUAUCUUUUCGAGAUGGUAGAGUUGAAGGAGAUCCCGACUCAAAUUGGAGACAUACCGACGCUGCAAAAGAUAUGGAUGGAGUAUUGUGGCGAAUCUGCUGUGAUGUGCGCAAAGGAGAUCGUAGAGGAACAAGUGGAAUUACAAGGGGAAGAUCUUCCAUUUCAUGUUCAAGUUAGGCUUCUGCAUAAGAACGAAGCAAUGCAGAGCUUGGCAGGCCCCAACUUCGAAGUUAUAUGUAAUAACUCUAGUUAGGUUUUAGCACCAUUAAUAUCUCUCUUGCUUUUGUGUGUUUGCUUAUUUUUCUUUUCUUCAAUCAGUACCUGUGACUGUGAGUGUGUGUAUGCGUGAGAAAUGUUGAAGAAGAAGGGGGUGGGUUUGUUUUAAAAAAAUGGAAAUAGGUUUGGGCUUUUAGUUGUGGGCUGAUUUUUUUUAUAAUGCUGUUGGGCUGCAUUAUUUUUUAUUAUAAAGCAUGGGCUGCGAAUUUUAUAUA